AUGUCCCUACAAACGCCCCGCGUCCUCCCCGCCCACCUACACGCCUUCCAUCCCUCCAGCGGUGGGCGCUCAACACACACCGUGCGCCUCCUGGGCACCGUGACCGCGCUCCGCGGUGAUACUGCGACUGUGACAUGCGGCGGCAACGGCGACGUCACACUCAUCCUGAAACCGGACUCCCACCUGCAAAUGGGCAAGUUGGUCGAGGUUGUGGGCAAAGUGGCUGACCUCGAGGGCGGGCAGGGCCUCGGUAUUCGGGUGUUGGGAACGACGGACUGGGGAAAUCCAAGUGAUUGUGAUUAUAAAAUCUACGAGCGAGUGGUCGAAUCCACCCAUCGCUUCAAGUCUAUCUUCUACGAUGCCGAGUGA
Molecule: messenger RNA, 369 nt
Organism: Penicillium lagena
Lineage: Eukaryota; Fungi; Ascomycota; Eurotiomycetes; Eurotiales; Aspergillaceae
Product: putative ssDNA binding protein Ssb3
Exons: 3
Coding region: 1-369 (122 amino acids)
Biological process (GO): mismatch repair; DNA replication; nucleotide-excision repair
Cellular component (GO): DNA replication factor A complex; nucleus; site of double-strand break
Molecular function (GO): single-stranded DNA binding; damaged DNA binding
Source: RefSeq, a predicted model, not a curated record